UUCGCUAGGAACUAUAAUCGUUGGACGCCACUUGAUUUAGCAGCAUACAAAGGUUGGACAAAAACAUGCCAAGUUCUUUUGAAAGAAGGGGCCUCUGUGGAUCUCACAGACAAAAACAAGGUAGAGCAAUGACUCCCAAAGUUACUCAAUUAAAGCUGAUUAAAAAUUGAAAAGUUCACUAAAAGUUUUUUUUUUUUUAUGUUUGGGAACGCUAAUCUGCACUUAAUUUAUAAAAAUGUUUACUCUAGAAAAUUGGAGAAAAUUUUAUUACAGCUUAGUGAAUACAAAACAAUUUUAUAUUCUCAAAAUUAAUUUGCUCUUUAAAUUAUAAUAAUUUAACACAUAAUUAAUUAUUCUAACAGCAGCUUUUUUUUUUUGGGCCUUCAUAAUGCAUGUAACAAAUUAUUUUUAAAAAAUGUUCAAUUAAUUUUUAAAACGUGGCUCACUCUGACAUUGUUAUCAUGCUAUAAUUUGUACAGCUAAGCUAUUGAAAAUUGAGAGGAAGAAACCAGUAAAAGUUGUCACACACUUGAGAGUGCUGUCAACAGAACAUUAAGUCUUUUUUUUUUCUAUUAGCGUAUGUUCAACACAUGUAUUUAUAACAAUGCCUUCAAAUUACAGACAACCCCAUUACAUCUGGCAUCAAGUUCUGGCCACUCACGGGUUGUGGAACUGUUGCUGGAGUGGGGAGCUAAUGUCAAACUCAAGGACGGUCAAGGCAGGAACUGUCUGGACAGAGCUGUAGAAAAUAAUCAAAUGUAAGCCUUCAUUAAACUCUUUAGAACUCUGAAAACAUUUGCCCUCAGAGUUAUUUAGUUGUGCAUCUUAUUUUGAUGUUAUGUCACUUAAAAAUAUGUUUUUGAUUGCCUAUAUUGAAAACUAUGAACAGUUUUUGUAAAGAUUUUCACUAGUGAUGCAGCUGAGGUUUGCUCCACCACAGAGAAAAGUAUAUAAAAAAUGUAAAAUAUUUCUUUCGUUAUAUUCACUCAUGACUCAUAAGGUUUAAUGAUUGUUUAGCAGUAAGUAGUAUGAACGAUCCACAUGUGCACUCUUUGAGUUAUAUUUCCUGUUACAAGUGGGAGUCAAUGGUAUAUAAAGUUAUGCCAUUUACAUAAUUUUUUUUUUUUACGAAUCAUUCAUUUAAAUAACUUGCUAAGUGCAACAUAAUGGAAUAUCUGAAAGUUGUUUUUUUUUUAUGAUUAAACUUUGGGUUCAUCAGACUUGCAGCUAAAGCAGUCAUCAACUCUCCUGUUUGGAAAGAGGCCCUUAGAAAUGCCACCAUGGAUCCUAUGACAGGUCAUAUUGAGACACCCAUGCGAAAACUCAUUAAACAUAUGCCAGGUCAGUUAUCACAACCAAUUAAGCACUCUUUACAUAUGUUAAAGGCCUUGGAAAUUAUCAUUAAGGUAAUUUUUGAAGAAAUGCAAAGAAAAAUUGUAAUAGUAAUUCACAUCAUAAGGAUAUUUACAGCCGAUAUGACUAAAAAAUAAUUUAUCUCAAAAGCUUUUCUUCUGAAAAAUGAGUAGUGUUCCUAAACCAAAUCAGACAUUUCUCUAUUUUGUAAUACAAUCCUGGUAAUAGAAAAUGUGUUUCCAUAUCAGAAAUAGCCCAGCGAGCUUUUGACAAAUGUCUCAACUACGGCCAUGAGAAAAAUCCUGAUAGAUCCGAGUAUGAGAUCACAUUUGACUAUGAAUUUCUGGAUGACGUGUACGCUCCAUGGAUAGCAGAAGCUCUUGCUGGAGAGACUGGAAGUGCUGGAGAUGCAACCCCUUCUUCAGGUUAUUUCUAGUUUUCAUUUUUUUAAUAUGCAUCAAUCCAUAUACUGAGAAAUUUAUUGACAAGCAAACAGUGACGUAGCUAGGAUUAGUGCCACCCAGGGCAUACCAAAACUCUGCAGUUGGCCAGAAAUGACACCCCCAAUAAUAAGCCAAUGUAUAUUAAUACAUUGGUCAAUGGGACAGUAAGUGGUUUCAUAGGCAUCAGCGGAAAUGAAUUAUACUUAAAUCAGUUUGACCCACAACACUCAUUUUAUGAGAUUUUAUUUCCAAACUAUGAAUUUUGGUUUUAAGUUUCCCCAUUAAAAAAAAACAAGAAAAAAACAGAACUCUAGAAGUAGAAAAAUAUGUUGUUUUUUGUGUUUUUUUUUUUACUAUUACUUAGUUUCUAAAGUUAGUUAAGAAAUUAUUCUUAAAUCUUAAGUCUAUUAGAGCCACAGCUUAGCUCUUUCUAACAAAUGCAAUGUCUUUGUCCUUUAUUUCAUAGCUUCAUAGUAAUCGUAUAGGAACAAAAAUAACUUUUAAAGAAUAUUCUUUUCUAUAAUCACCCUUCCUUUUCAGGACAAACUAAAGUUGAUUUAACAGAAUGAACCAUAAAUUCUCUGUUCAUGUAUUUCUAUCAUUUUAAAGAAUUCAACUCUGCAAAAUAUUUAACUAAUGAACUAAUGAUCAAAAUGAGAUUAAAAAUGAAAAACAAAAUAUGUUUUUAUUGUUAUAACUGACUUUUUGUUUUGUUUUCAGGAAGCUCAUACGGCAGAGAUGAUGAUGAUGCAGCACCUCCUCAUGCCCAGCCCUACUCAACUGAUGCAAAUGUCUUGAAGAAAAACCACCCUCUCUACAUCAUGGUAAAUAUACAAUCCUGCUUGCCAUUACAAUCUUUUGGCACAGCGCUGAUUCUAACACUGGUUUCAAUUAUGUUUUAUAAACAAAUUUUGAAUUUUUAAAGUCAGCUGUUCUAAUUUUGUUUUUGGCUAAUUGUUUAAUCCAUGUUAAUUCAAAAAGUUUAGUUACUGAAAUCUGACUUGAAAUGUUUACUGCUGAAUCUGUCUAUUACUUACUUGAAAUAUGUUGGUAUCACAGGUUCAUUGAAAUAACUUUUUAUUAUGAGUUCAUUGAAAUAUUUUGAUAUCAUGAGCUCAUGCUACUUUAUUUAAAUUUGUAGUAAGUUUAAUUUUUUAUUUUUUAAAAAUAAUUACUAGCUGGUCACUGUUAAAAUUUAUCGGUUGAUGAUAUAAAUGGUUUGAGAAUCACUGCUGAGAAUGCAUUUACUUAUUAACAGAUCCUUUCUGAGAGAGAAAGCUUGCUGGCGCACCCCCUUGUCACAUCACUGCUACAAUACAAGUGGAAUACUUUUGGGAGCUUCUUCUACUACCUUUCAUUCUUCAUCUACUGCAUUUUCUUGGUAUUUCUCACCGGCUACAUGAUCAGCAGCACCCCACCUUAUCUCUUGUAAGUAAGCAUGGUUGGUGUCUGAGCUGGAUCAAUGGAAAAAAUGCAUUGUGGGUUUAGGGGGAGUUUUUAUAUAUAACUUAGAAAAGAUUUUGUCUAUUUCUUUCACGGGACGUCUUCAAAGUCAUUUUUAACCAACUUUCCCAUAAUCUUGGGGAGUAAACAUUUAAUAUACAGACUUGUGAAACAUUUCAAACCAUUGAAAUAGGCUGCAUUGUCCAAUGAUUUGUCCAUUACAAAUUUUUAACAGAUAAAUAUUCAAAACAAAUUUUUUUUUUUAAAUAGGUGGGGGGGAUUUCUGGCUUGGGGAGUCAUGUUUGUGCCAAUUUUUCAAUAAAAAGGUGGAACCCUUAUUAAAAAGAAUCAAGUUUGACAUACGGUAAUUACUUCUUUUAAAAGGCCUGUGUUAUAAUACAACUACCAAUCUUUGUUUUAAUAAAGGUUUGUUAUAUAUUUUUUUAUAACCUGUUGAAAAAAUCCUUUGGUUUCUAUAUUAUUGUAUUAAAAACAAUAUGAAUUGAUUAUUUCAAGAUAAGUCUCAAUGUUCAAAUUAUUUAUUUUUCCACAGUAAUGAAACCGACGGCAUCAACAUUGAGAAUAACAAUUGCAGCCUUCUGUCUCAACCUUAUCAACAGCCACUAUUUGCUCGCAUUGGAACAUAUGUCAUCAUAGUCCUUGCUGCAUUCAAUAUGCUAAAAGAGGUAAUUUUUGCUUGGAGUAUUGCUGACAAUCAUGGAAGCCAUGUCUAUACUUAUCAUUUUUUCAGGCACACAAUUUGUCAUAAAAUACUUAAAUGUAGUAAAAUGCUUGUUUUAUUAUUUUUGUCUUAUUUAUUCGUAAAUUAAUAUAUUCUAUGGCUGUUUUGUUGCCGUUGGACUAAAUUUUUUCAAUUAGCAUCAGAAAUACACAAAAAAAGUUUUCAAUAUAUUCAAUAAGUAUAACUUGUACUUUUUAACAAUUUCAAUUAUGAAUGUCAUUUAUAAAUAUUUUUUUGUCUCAAAUUACUGAAAUCUGACACCACAGAAAUUAAUAUUCUUGUUAGUGCAGCGCAAUAGCAAUCAGACACUGCAGUACCUAGUAAAAUCUGGCAUAAUACCUGACUCUCCUGACACCUCAUGAUAAUGGGAUGAUUGUAAUCCUGCUCAUGUUUUCAUCCCUCUCAUCUCCAGCUCUUGCAGAUCUACCAAUCCAAGCUGAAUUAUAUCGGCUUGACUAACCUGAUAGAGUGGGUGGUGUAUCUGACCGCUGUGCUACUGGUCAUUAACUACAAUGAUUGUCAGAAGGAGACUGGUUACAGAUUUGUGAGUAAAUGGAUUUUCAUUCAUUUGUUCUCUCUUGGAACACUCUACAUUUUAAUUGAAAAUAAAUUUACCUUCUUCUUAUUUUUAAUGAUGCAAGUAUAAAUUAAAAGACUAAAAUAACUGAACAACUGAACUUAAAUUGAUUUGAAACUGAUGUUUGGACAGAUUCUGCAAACUGUUGAGAUGCAUGCAGGCAAAGUUACAUUUAAAAAAAAAAUGUUUCUCCUAUUUUUAAAACCCAGCAAAUCUAAAUUAAUGAUUUCUCAUCCCAAGGAAUGGCAGUGGAGCAUGGGAGCCAUCACACUGUUCCUGGCCUGGUUUGAGCUGGUGCUGCUGGUUCAGAAGUUCCCCAGAUUCGGCAUCUACGUGGUCAUGUUCACUGAUGUGCUGCACACCUUCAGCCAGUUCUUCAUUGUCUUCUUUUUGUUUAUCAUUGCUUUUGCGCUCUCCUUCUUCACUCUCUUACAGAAAAAGGUGGGUGUGUCAUUUUUAUAAUACAAUUGAGUUUUAAAGUUGAAGUUGUUUUUCCUUGAAAAUCUAGUUUUACAUUGGUAAUUGUAUUAAUAAAUAAUUUCAGGAAAACGGGAGACAACUGGCAAAACCUUUAAAGUAUCAAUUGUAUAAUUUUUAAAAAUCUUUUUAUUUUAACUUCUGUGAUAAUGUAUUUAUUUGGAGUUUACAUGAUUGGUAAAAAAAAUAAAAUAUAAUAAUGAAAGGACUGGAUUCAAGUAAUCUUGAGUUGUUUACUGUGAUCUGUUCCUUGUGAUAUUUUCAUUUGUCCUGUGCGCUGAAGAAGGCACUAUGCCGAAACGUUCCAAUCUUAUUGUCCUGUCCUUUAAAUCAAGCUUCAACAUACCUCAUUUUGCUAAAAAAAAAUAUAGCAUUGGAGAUAAACACAUUUAGAAAAUACAAAACUGAAUAAGAAAUGUUUCUUUUGAGAAAAUAUUCUUUGGAAAAAAUUAAUUCCUUAUGUUUUUGUUAUAUAGCUAAAGAAAAAUCCCUGUGAUGUGUUUCUUUUCUUUGCUGAGAUGUUUUUUAAUUUUAAAAAAUUAUGGCUGCAAUGGCAAUCCAGGGAUUUGUAUAAUAAAUCUCAUUUUAUGCAUUCGUUAACCAUAGCUUAAACUUUUUUAUAAAUAUUCCCAUUGUCCAAUUCAGUUUCCCUUCAGUAGUGUGACCAAGUCACUCAUCAAAACCUCUGUCAUGCUGGUUGGAGAGUUUGAGUUUGAUGACAUCUUCAAUGAUCCCGAGACUCCCCUGAUGUACCCUGAAGCGUCCUACAUUGUGUUUGUUGCCUUCCUGAUCAUCAUGAGCAUAAUCAUCAUGAAUCUCUUGGUACUAUGAUAAUUUUAAGUGGGCUUGAGAUUAAUUUAACAAGUGUUAAGCUAAAAAAAAAUUUUGUCAGUGGGCCUAUAAUAGAUUUGUUAUAAUUUUCAUUAUAACUGAUUUAUACAUGAGUCAACCUGUAAAAUGAAAAUUAUUGUAUUUUCAAAAAGGGUAAUUACUGUACCUUAUUUUCAACUAUGUGGAAAACCAUUUGUUUAUACAAUUUUUGAUAUUUUUCAACUAAACUGAAAAUGCUUGCAUUAAAACAAAUCUCCAAUGGAAAAAUUUCCCACUCAUUUGAUUACCACUUAAAUUCUAUGUACUGGGGAAAAAUAAAUAAAGUAUCAAUAGUACAAUUUAUUUUAAUAUCAAUUAUAUCAUAUCUUUAUAGCCACUUAGAUAAAAAACAGCACUGUACACCUUAUCACUGUACUCCUUAUCACUGAACUCCUUAUCACUGUUCUCCUUAUCACUGUUCUCCUUAUCACUGUAUUCCUUAUCCAAUGUUUAUUGUUGAAGACUUUUUGUCAUUGUCUUGACUUACAGGUUGGUUUGGCAGUAGAUGACAUCAAAGCUGUACAAGAGCAAGCUGCGCUGAAGAGAAUGGCCAUGAGGGUGGAAUUGGCUCUUGAUGUUGAGAGGAUCAUCCCCCAUUUCAUCAGACGAAAGGUUUUUUCCCGUCGGAGGACCCUGCGACCCAAUAUGAUACACUCAAAUCCAUUUCGACGUGCUUUCACCAGUUCUUAUCUGAGCCCGCAAGCUUUGCAGAAAGCCCUCAAUCCAGAACUUGUAAGUCUCUUCAUUUAGUUUUGAAAUAAUUUUCUAUAUUAUUUGUUAACUGAAAAAAAAAAUUGUGUAUUUUAAUAGAAAAGAAGGAAUUGUAUGUAAGUUAUAUUAUGAUUUAUGUCUCCAACAUAUUUUUUUUACCUCCCUUGUCUAGCUGUAUGCAUCAAAAGUUGUCGCAAAUUUAAUAUGUAAUUAUGUUAAGAGCAAUUGCACAGAAACUUUCUUUUAAUUGCCUUGUCUCUUUUUCCUAAACAUAUCUCAUUCCAUCAUUUCUUUACGUCCCUCAUAUAAUGAGAUCAAUAGAAUUGUUCUCUUAGUUUUAAAUAAGCAGUUUGAGAAAUUUUACUUUACCGUAUAUACUUGCAUAAAAGCCUACAUCGCAUAUAAGCCGACCCCCUAAAACUGCUUUAAACUGGCCAGUUUUUGCAAAAACCUGCAUAUAAGCCGACCAUACAAUUGUCUAAUUUACUCCAUAUUUUUGGUUCAUAGAAAUUUGUUACUGUAAAGAUGUAAAAUACUUACUUUUAUGUUACAUACCAGUUUGUUUACCUUUUGGAAUGACUCAAAAAUGUGUUCUGCUCUUUCCACAUUGUUUGCUAUAAUAAUAUCUGAACUUCCGCUCAUAAAUUGUUCACAACUAAUGAUUAACAAAAUAUAUAUUUAGAAAAAAAUUAUACAUUUUGAUAUGAAUAAAGACGAAAAUUCUUUUGUUGUGUUUUAUUUAUUCACAAAAAACUAUCACAUUUCUUAAAUUUCUAUCAUAGCAUAGGAGAGUAGGAGUAUAUUUUGUUAGAAACACUCUACUGCACCCAGAAACUGACAUUAGUAUUGCAAUUUUCCUUAGAUCAAUAUUUAGUAAAAAAAAAAAAAAAAAAAAAAAAAAAAAAAAAAAAAUAUUUUAAAAAAAAAAAGAGAUCGAGAAAGUCAAGACAAAUCAAGACAGAUUAUCAUCACAGAUGAGAAAAGUCAAACAGUCUGUGAAAAGUAUGAAGGAACAGAGUCAGAAGCUGGAGUCCAUGAUGAAGGCCAUUGUCAAAGCUCAGAAGAUUGAGUGG
Lymnaea stagnalis (great pond snail) is the source of this 7689-nucleotide messenger RNA. The record is from the annotation of a GenBank genome assembly. Lineage: Eukaryota; Metazoa; Mollusca; Gastropoda; Lymnaeidae.